Molecule: messenger RNA, 1443 nt
Organism: Dovyalis caffra
Lineage: Eukaryota; Viridiplantae; Streptophyta; Magnoliopsida; Malpighiales; Salicaceae
Source: the annotation of a GenBank genome assembly
AUGAAGAAAGUUUGUUGGCCGUACUUCGAUCCUGAUUUUGACAAUCUACCUGAGAGGAUAUAUGGUCCCACUUGUAGAGUUUGUAUUGAUAAUGAAAGCAUGGAAGAUUGCACAGUAGUGAAGGUGGAUAGCGUAAAUAAGCAGGGCCUCCUCCUGGCGGUUGUGCAAGUUCUGACAGAUUUGAAUCUCACCAUCUCGAAAGGCUAUAUUUCCUCUGAUGCUGGGUGGUUCAUGGAUGUUUUUCAUGUACAAGAUGAGCAAGGCAAGAAAGUUAGAGAUCAAAAAGUUAUUAACUAUAUCCAGCAGGCUAUAGGCACAACAAGGGAGAGUACCCCAAGCCUCCCUAAAGCAAGAGCAUAUACCAACAAUGUUUCCGAAGCCGACCACCCAAGCGAGCACACGGCCAUUGAAAUGUCAGGAACCGAUAGGCCUGGACUCUUCUCCGAGAUAUCAGCUGCUUUGGCGGACCUUCAUUGCAACAUCGUAGAAGCCCAUGCUUGGAGCCACAAUGCUUGCUUAGCUUGCAUCGCAUAUAUUUCCGAUCAAUCCUCUGACACCCCAAUUGAAGAUCCCCACCGCCUUGCCUCCAUCGAGGAUCAUCUAACCACAGUGCUCCGUGCCAACACGGUGCCAAGCAUUAGUUCUGGACCACCCCAAAUAACGAAUCGAGAAGUGAAGACUGGGGGAUUCCUUGGAUGGGAAGGCACCAUGACCAAUGUAGAGAGAAGGUUGCAUCAACUCAUGCUUUCAGUACGGGAUUUUGAUGGACCUAAAAGCUCGUCCCCAAUGGGAACCGGAUUGAACCUCACCGUAGGAGGGAUGAAGAUGGCAGUUUCGAUCGAGAAUUGUGUCCAAAAGGGGUACUCAAUUGUUAGCAUCGAGUGCAAGGAUCGGCCAAGGCUCUUGUUCGAUACCGUAUGCACACUCACUGACAUGCAAUAUGUGAUUUUCCAUGCUUCAGUUGGCUCUCAUGAUGGCCGAGCAUUUCAAGAAUACUUCAUUCGACACAACGAUGGAUAUGCGCUCAAUACAGAAAGUGAGAAAGAACGAGUAAUUAAAUGCUUGGAGGCUGCCAUCGAGCGCCGAGUUUGUGAGGGUGUUAGGCUAAAGUUAUGCGCCGAAAAUAGAGUAGGGCUGCUUUCAGACAUAACUCGGGUUCUCCGAGAAAACGGACUUGCUGUGGUCCGAGCAGAUAUAGCAACAAAAGGAGAGAAAGCAGUGAAUGCUUUCUAUGUAAGAGAUGUGUCAGGGAAUGAAGUUGAUAUGGGAUUCAUCAAGUCAAUGAAGAAAGAAAUGGGCCUAGUUGAUCUCGAAGUGAGGAAUGAUGAUACGACGAGGAGAACAAAUAUUAGCUCACAUGAUCAGACCAAUCGUUUCUCUUUUGGAGACUUGCUCAAAUCUCAACUCGAACGAUUUUCUCAUAACUUCAUUGCAAUCAACUAA